Tetrahymena thermophila SB210 is the source of this 459-nucleotide messenger RNA. Its product is annotated as glyoxalase/bleomycin resistance protein/dioxygenase, putative. The record is from RefSeq and is a predicted model, not a curated record. Lineage: Eukaryota; Ciliophora; Oligohymenophorea; Hymenostomatida; Tetrahymenidae. The transcript is spliced from 4 exons.
AUGUAUUCCAAAUAAAUCACAGCCACAUUUAAAAACAUUAUCCUUUUCUGCAGGGAUGUUGAGAAAACUGCAGGCUUUUAUAGCGAUGCAGUUGGUUUAAAAGUUUCACAUCAAAGCAAACAACUUGUUGAGUUAAAAGAUUAUUCAAAUUUCAGACUUAUUCUUAAGCAAAUUGAUGGGGAAGCUUACAAUAUGAAAGGUUACAGUCCAAUUUUAAACUUUGAAGUAGACGAUUUUGAGCACACUCUGAAAAAAUUUCAAAGCUAUGGCGCAGAAAAAGAUGGAGAGAUAGUUGACAACGAAGAUUAUCAAAUGGGAUUUUUCAAGUCGCCAAAUGGAGAGAUGAUUAGCAUCAUAAAAACUAAAACUCAAAUAAAUUCAGAUGACGACGGAGAAGGUGUUGAAGAAACAAAAACUCAACAAGAAAUAAAAAACAUCCUUAAAAAAAUACAAUUUUGA